AUGCGGUUGUUGUGGUCGCCGUCUCUUUCUUUUACUAUAAUUAUGGGUCGGUCGCUUCAUAAUUUGGACUCCGUUGGUAAUUUACUAUAUUGUGUUCUUACUAUUUUAUUGAUCCCGUCUUCCUCAGCAUCGUUACAAUCUGACUGCAAAAUCGGCGACUAUGAUUUCUCUCUACUAAACACGAAGGAACCUUGGAUCUCUGUGAAUCCUUCAAAUGAAACCUUCCUGUUCAGCUUUUGUUCUGCAAUUGAAGCCAAUGGUUGCCCGACUGGAAGUGCUGUGUGUCGGAAAACACAUGGUUCUUUGUCACAGCCAGUAAAAUUAGGCAACUUUACAAAUUCCCCAACUUUUUCUGAAGACAAUCAGAAACGGAUUACAGUAACAUUUAGGGGACAAACAUGUUCAUCAAACCACUCUAUACAUUUCAGUACACACAUCAUUUUCAAAUGUGGAAAGACAUUGGGUUCACCCGAGUUCUUAAAUAAUGAUGGUUGUUCAACUGUCUUUGAAUGGGAAUCAAUUGUAGCAUGCAAACAUCUUUCAAAACCUGUCAAAGAAGUGCCAUGUUAUGUCUACAUUCAAGGCAAGAAGAGGGACCUCACCCCAUUGAUAAAGUUAAGUGGUGCCUACAAACUAAAAAGCCCAUCUAAUGUGGAUAUUUAUAUGAAUCUUUGUCGUGAUAUUAGCUCAGAUAACCCUUGUCCAAAUGGUGCUGCUAUUUGUGCCAAUAUCUCUAACACACUGGUUAACCUGGGAGAACCAAAGACUGGUCUUAGAGCCAAAGACACCCGAUCACUGGAAAUAAAGUAUGAGGCCCCUGUAAAACUAGAAUCCUGUUCCAAUAUUCCACAAACUGUUAUUAAUCUCAUUUGUCCUAAGCGUGGAGGGAGCAAGUACCCUAUCAUCAUCCAUGAAGUAAUUUGCAAUUUUGACAUUGAGUGGUUAACAGAAUAUGCCUGCGAUGAAACAAAUAUCAAUAAACCACACUCACUAAAAUUUAGAGAUCCAGAAAAUGACAUAGACAUUGAUCUUACACCACUUGUACCCCCAAAGACCAAGCCUUAUUCAGUGGCUGCUACUGAUCCAGACAAAUCAAAAUAUACCUACUAUUUUAGCCUUGUUGAAUCAUCACCUAACUACUGUUAUGGAUCAGAAUUUGAGAAUUUCAAUCCAGCAAUUUGCCAGGUGAAAGGAAAUCAGAUAAAGUAUCUUGGAAGUUUUUCCAAGUCAACCCUUCGAUACAGUGAUGGCCAUUUAAUGUUGAUUUAUAAAGGAGGGCAACCAUGUUCAUCAAACUUCCAACGUGUUACAUUCAUUGAGUUCCAUUGUAACAAAUCUGCUGCCAAUGAUGGUAAAGGCUCCCCAGUUUUCCGAACAGAUGUUGACUGCAGUUACUAUUUUGAUUGGGAUACAAAAUAUGCCUGUACUGAUCAUCCUGUCCUACAUGGUUGUAGUGUCAGUCAGGAUGGCAAAUUAUUUGAUCUCUCAUCACUACGAACAGUCUCGGGCGAGAACUGGCAGGCCCUGAAUGGUCAUCAUUAUAAUUCAAAUGCAGAUGUCUUUUUAAAUGUCUGCCAUGACAUUAUACCUGAGAAAAGAACAAGUGGAUGCCCUUCUGGUAGUGCAAUUUGUAUGAAAGGAUUUGGAGAUAAGUUUGUGAAUCUUGGCCGAUACACACAAGGACCUGUGUACAAUCCAAGCAGUGGUAACAUCCAGCUAACUUAUUCAGAAGGGGAUGACUGUGGCAAAACAAAAUACAAAUCAAUCAUCACCUUUUACUGCAAUCCUGGUGUUACAAACAGUGCUCCUGUUAUAAUUUUAAAAUCUGAUGAUGAAUGUGUUUACAAUUUGGAAUGGCAUACAGCUGCUGCAUGUGUCCAGAUGCAAAUAACUGGGACUAACUGUCGUGUAUCUGAUGACACUUCUGGUUAUAAUUUUGAUUUGUCACCUUUGAUCAAAAAGGGAAAGGAAAAAUAUGAAGUUAGUUCCAAAUCUUACAUCUAUUACUUAAACAUAUGUGAAAAAGUACAAGGUACACCGUGUAUUUCCCUAACAACAGGUGUAUGUCAGACAAAAGUUGAAGAUCAUUUUGCAGUAAAUACAGGAGUUGUCAACAGCAACCUUACUUACUAUAAUGGUAUCCUGAAACUAAUUUAUAAAGAUGGAGACAAAUAUCAUACCAUUCCUCCUACUUCUAGAACAACCGUGAUCACUUUUUUAUGUAGUAAAGGUGACAAAAUUGGACAUCCAGAAUUUAUAGAAGAAACUAAUAUGACAUAUUGGUUUUCUUGGUAUACUCAGUAUGCCUGUACAUCUCCACCAGUUGAAUGCACCUUCACUGAUGAAACAACAAAAAAGCAGUAUGACCUAUCUCAUCUCUCAUUAUUGCACACCAAUUGGGAUGUUGAGGAUAACACUGACCCCAAUGAAAAGAAAAAAUACUACAUUAAUGUGUGUCGACCUUUGUCCCACAUUGCUGUGGGACAUGGCUGCAAUACACUUGCUGGUGUCUGUGUCACUAAAUUUGUUGAUGGAAAGGAAGUGGUUGAAAAUGAAAACUUGGGUCAGAUAACUUCUGGCCCUAAACUGGUUGAGAAAUCAAGUGAUCUGAUACUCAGAUAUACAAAUGGCAAACAAUGCAUUGACUCUGAUAACCAAACCACCAACUACUCCACUACAAUUCAUUUCAUGUGCAAAAAGACUGACCUGUCAAAUGGUCCACGAUUUUUGAACAUUGAGAAUAAUUGUGAAUAUGUCUUUUUGUGGGAAACAGAAUUUGCUUGUGCUGAAACAAAUACUGAAUCUCGUGAAGAUUGCACAAUCAAAGAUCCAAAUUCUAACUAUGUCUUCAAUCUCCAACCUUUGAUUAAGAAGUCUGGUGGCUAUGAAGUUAAAGUUAAUACUAGAAAACUUUUGAUUAAUAUCUGUGCCCCUUUAGCUGAUACAGCUUGUGCAAAAAAACUUAAUGAAUCAGCAGUGUGUGAAAUUCAGCUUAACCGAAGUGUAGCUCUGGCUUCUUACAGCUCCAAGCUGCAAUUAACUGAUGGACAUCUGCGAUUGUCCUACAGAGGACGUAAAUUCAUAUCGGGCGAUGUCUUCCAAGUUAUAAUCAUUUUUGUUUGUGAUCCUGAACACGAUCUUGGCACUAUCAGCUUUAUAAACGUGACCCAACAGCUGUAUACAUUCCAGUUUGCCACUGCUCUGGCAUGUGCUCCUCGUCCUGUUGACUGUAUUGUUCAAGACCAGAAAGGGGGUCAGUAUGAUCUGACUCCAUUGGCCUUGCCAGAUACCAAUUGGGAAACCACUGUGAAAGGCACAAAAUAUAUCAUCAAUGUAUGUCGGCCAGUCAAUAAAAAGGAUGACAUUUCAUGUGCAGGACUUGUUGGUGGUUGCCAGAUAACAACUGAUAAACAUGCUUUUAAUAUGGGCUAUGUUCAAGGUAAACCAAUCGCCUUGUCAGAUGGUACAGUCAGCAUUAGGUAUCGGGGUGGGGAUAUAUGCCAUUAUGGAACUGAUAAAGAAAGUCAUCGCAGUACAAGAAUUGAUUUCUUUUGUUCAACUGUUGAGGAAGGAAUCGAAUUUCAAAGUGAGACUGAAUAUUGUGAAUAUGUUUUUAGCUGGAAAACUCCUGCAGCUUGUGUUGUUCGGCGUGUUGAAGGUGAUCACUGCAAAGUCAUGGAUCCUCUGUAUCAUAAUGAAUUUAAUUUGUCUCCUUUGCGUAACAACAUCUCAGAUUAUGUAGUAAAGACUGACGAAUAUAUUUUCUACAUCAAUGUGUGUGGAGCUCUUGUCAGUUCCCAUGAUUGCCCACAAGAAGGAACAGCUGCUUGUCAAACUAAACCAUCUAUUAAUUUAAAAAUGAAAACUGGUAGUGCCAGUGAUAAACUGAUUUAUGAUGAUGGUGCCAUCAUACUUAAAUAUGAAAAUGGUGAAGGCAACUGUCACAAAAAUUAUACACGGAAAACAAUCAUCACCUUUACAUGUGAUCACGCUGUCUCUGGCUUCCAGGGACCAUCUUAUCUGAAUGAGGCUGGAGAUUGCACCUAUCUUUUUGAGUGGCCAACAAAAUAUGCCUGUUCCCAAAUGGUGAUCAGUCCUUGCAAAGUACAGAACAGCAAAGGAGAAGAGAUCGACCUAAGCAAUUUGGCUCUUUCAAAUAACAACUACAUUUAUGAAACCCCUCGAUUGGCUGGCCAGAAAUUUAUCCUAAAUGUGUGUCACUCACUUGUUCAUAGGAAAGGAGAAACAUGUGCAUCCACUGCUGGGGCUUGUCGAAUAGUUAAUGAAAGUGAUCCUCUGAAAAGAUAUCACAACAUUGGCCAGGUUGGGUCUCAUCCUCUCCGAUAUAACAAUGGAGAUAUUGAGCUUGUCUAUGAAAAUGGAGAACCAUGUCAAAGUCCAAAUAGAAAAAAUUCCUCAACUCACAUUAAGUUUGUGUGUGAUAUGAAUGCUGAGGAUACAGAUCCUAGUGAAUAUUCAGUGAGUCAUGGAUGCGAACAUCAUUUUAUGUGGUUGACAAGAGAGGCUUGCCCAAUUCGGAAAACUCUUACAAAUAAUGAUACAUGCCGUGUAACCGAUCCAAAUACAGGUGUAACCUUUGAUCUUUCACAGCUUAGGAGUCUUCAUGGUUAUAGUGUCCCAGACAGAGUGGGGCAUGUCUUCAAACUUAAUGUCUGUGGCAAAGUCAAAAGCCUUUGUGCUAAUACAUCAGGUUCCUGUCAAAUUGAUCUUUUCAACAACUCUUUUAAUGCUGGGAAUGCAAAUGGCAAGCUGCAAUUUGAAAAUGGCAUUGUCUUCCUCAACUACUCAGGUGGAGAUAAAUGUCACCAUGGCAAAUUUGAGCGCAAUACAAUUAUCAAUUUUGUAUGUAAUCCUUCGGCAAAAAUUGGCCAGCCAAUGUUUAUCGAUGAAUCUGAUGACUGCACCUAUUAUUUCUCCUGGCAUACCAGUUUGGUCUGUGAGAAAAAGGUGCAUUGCUCAGUAUCCAAUGGAAGCCAGAUCUUUGAUCUUUCACCAUUAAUCAAAAUGAGUGGAUCUCAUAUUGCACAGGCAUAUUCCUAUACACUUGAUCCUGGAUCAUCCUUCUACAUUAAUAUUUGUCGACCCUUAAAUCCUAUUUCUGGCAUCUUAUGUCCUCCAGGAGCAUCUGCAUGUCGCAUAAAAGAUGGUGAAAAACCAAUAAGUCUUGGAUCUGUAACCUCUGGUCCAUAUAUAGACUCAAAUGACCAAAGAGUGACCUUGAAGUAUCAAUAUGGUGAUAAGUGUCCUCAUGAUAAUACUCAGAACAGAAGUAGUGUUAUCAAGUUUACGUGUAAUCCUGGACUUUCCUUGGGCUACCCAGUAUUACUGGAGGCAAUUGAGGAUUGUACAUACAUUUUUAAUUGGGAGACAUAUAUUGUAUGUCCUGUCUCAUUACCACAUAAAGAAACAGAUUGUGUAUACAAUGAUACUCAGACCCUCACUGAAUACAACCUCACAUCCCUUAAGAAUGCUGGAGUUCAAAAAAUUCCUGAUGGCUCCUCUGGUUUCUACUAUUUAAGUGUGUGUGCCUCGGUUGGUAAGCAGCAUAGUACUGUCUGUAAAUCUUCUGGUGUCUGUCAUGUAAAUGCUGCGGGUAAAGAGAUCUCUUUUGGUGAUAUGCACAAAGCCAUGAUUUCAAUGAAGAGAGACCUUGUCACUUUAACUUAUGAAAACGAAGAGAAAUGUAAUGAAAGCACUGGGUUGCAUCCUAAUAGCAAGAUCCAUUUUCUCUGUGAUGCCAAUGCAGGUCUUGGUAAACCGGUUUUCUUUGAUAGAAUGACCUGUGAAACAUCCUUCUUAUGGAAAACAAAAUAUGUAUGUCCCCCUGUCUUAAAGGAGUGUUAUAUUUCUCACCUUGGGAAUAAUUAUGACCUUGGUGUUCUUGCAAACACACACUCUUGGAAAGUUAUGGAUAUAUCUGGAAACACGUACUGGAUCAAUGUGUGUCAAGCCCUCCAUAACCGACCAAAGUCUCCACAAUGUCCUGGCAAUGCUGCUGUCUGUAUGCAGAAAAGAGAUAAAAAAUUGAUUACUCUUGGUACCGUCUCUUCCCAAAUUUUAUAUAUUGAUAUUCGGACACCAGUUAACAAUCCUGUGAUAAUUUUGCAAUACUCAAGUGAUAAACCAGUUUGUGCCAAUAACAAAAAUGCAAAGAUAAUCAUCAGAUUUUCUUGUGCCAAUGUUAUGGGAGCCCCGCAUUUCAGCAAGAAAAAUGAAGAAAACUGCACUUAUGAAUUUAUAUGGAAAACCCGAAUAGCUUGCAAAGAAAAGAGAGUUCCUGUUAAUGAUGUGAAUGGUAUUCUUACUGAUCCAAGAACAAUGGGCAGAAUUUAUUUUGGUAAUCUGACUCAUGGAAAGACAUUCCAUGCAAAAGAAUUUCAGGGUCCUGUAUUAUUCAAAUAUGAUAUCAAUUUUGAUGGGCGUCUACGGCUGGAUCCAAGUAAGGAAAACUCACAAAAAUGCCAAGGUGCAGCAGUUUGCCAGACAAAACCAUCUGAUACAUUUUACUACAAAAACCUGGGAAAUGCUCAGAAUAAGAAUUUUUACUUGGAUGUAGAUUUCCUGGAUUUGGAAAUAACCUCCCCAGAAAAAUGCCGUUCAAAUCCAUCAAAAAAUGUGAAAACAAUUAUUGAAUUCUUUUGUAGCCAUUUGGCCAGUGCAGAUCAUCCAAAAUUUGUGUAUGAAUCAAAUGAAUGUUUGUUUCUUUUCACGUGGACAUCUUCAAUUAGCUGUUUUCAUUAUGACACAAUUCCACCAAGAAUCAAAGAAGACACAGCAGAUACUCAUUCAACAUCAAACACGACACUGACUGUCAUUGGUGUGUUUUCUGGCCUUCUUGUUUUGAGCAUUAUAUUAUUGGUGUUAAGCCGACCAGAAAAACGGGCAUUUAUGAUGGAAAAGAUGAAAAGUCUUUUUACAAGAAAGCAUACUGGCACAGCCAGAUAUAUCAAUGUUUCACAGAUGGAUGAUGAUGAAGGCCUGUUGGUGAUGGAUGCUGAGGGUGGCAACACAAGUGUGCCAUACCAUGAUGACAGUGAUGAAGACAUGAUUCUGUGA
Acanthosepion pharaonis is the source of this 7077-nucleotide messenger RNA. Lineage: Eukaryota; Metazoa; Mollusca; Cephalopoda; Sepiida; Sepiidae. The record is from the annotation of a GenBank genome assembly.